Molecule: messenger RNA, 1596 nt
Organism: Salvia splendens (bonfire salvia)
Lineage: Eukaryota; Viridiplantae; Streptophyta; Magnoliopsida; Lamiales; Lamiaceae
Product: protein AAR2 homolog
Exons: 13
Coding region: 258-1433 (391 amino acids)
Biological process (GO): spliceosomal tri-snRNP complex assembly
Source: RefSeq, a predicted model, not a curated record
UUUUUUUCUCCAAUUUCAUUUUCAUUGGGCUCGUUCUGCAAAAUGGGUCAAAAACAGACUGAAAUCAAUUGGUUGGGUCCAUGAUGUGUAUGUUGGGUUUGGUCAUUGAUUCGAACACUUUCAGGCCUAGGUCAGGUGAAGAGUGAAGAGUUUUCUGGAAUUCGCGGGAGAAUUGAGCAUUGGGGUUUAGCAGAGUGAAGACGAUUGAAAGCCUUGAAUUACGCAGAACACUGAACAAAACCUCAAUUUGGAGAAGAAUGGAUGCAGACACGGCUUUAGAAUUAGUGAAGAAAGGCGCUACGCUUCUCGCGCUCGACGUCCCUCCAUACACUCUAUUCGGUAUUGAUACCCAGAUGUUUUCGGUAGGUCCUAAUUUUAAGGGUGUCAAAAUGAUUCCUCCCGGUACUCACUUUAUCUACUAUAGCUCUUGUAACAGGGAAGGCAGUGAGUUUUCUCCGAUAAUUGGUUUCUUCAUCAAUGCAAGCUCAUCAGAGGUGAUUGUUCGGAGAUGGGAUCAGAAGGAAGAGCGGCUAGUCAAAGUUUUAGAGGAAGAGGAAGACAGAUAUUCUGAUGCCGUUAAAAGACUGGAAUUUGAUAUGCAGCUCGGACCAUAUGCAUUAAAUCAAUACGGGGAUUGGAUACAUUUGUCCAACUUCAUUACCAAGGAUACUCUUGAACGUCUUGAACCUAUUGGAGGGGAUAUCACAAUUGCGUGUGAAUCUGAAAUGUUUUCUGGAACAUCCAUGGAGAAAUCUUUGGCUGAGCAGUUAAAGAACAGCAAGUUUUCAGGUCAUGAAAAAAAGUCCCAAAAGCAAGGUUGCUACUACACUACUGUUCCCCGAGUUGUCAAACAAAAGGGAAUCUAUGGGGAGGAUAUCACUAGUUUGAAUCUCGACAAGACACAUCUCCUCGAAACCAUAUUGAUCAAAGAAUAUGGGGGUGAUGAAAACGCACUUCUAGCAGAAUUGCAGUUUGCAUUUAUUGCAUUUCUGAUGGGUCAAUCUCUUCAAGCAUUUGUGCAAUGGAAGCUCUUAGUGAGUCUCUUACUUGGCUGUACAGAAUCUCCUCUUCGUUCCAGGAGUUCUCUAUUUACCAAGUUUAUGAAGGUCAUAUAUUAUCAGUUAAAGUUUGGGUUUCAAAAGGAACAAAAGUUUACUGGUGAUGUGCCUCAAGGAGUGUCAGCAUUAUUGGAAGAGUCUUGGUUAUCUUCCGAUAGCUUUUUGCAUCGGUUAUGCAAGGAUUUCUUUUCGGUGGUGUUCGAAGCUCCAGUGGUGGAUGGGGAUCUUCUUACUUGGACGAGAAGGCUGAGGUCACUGCUCGAAGAGACUAUAGGAUGGAAUUUCGAGGAGAAUGGUGCAGCUGAUGGAGUCGACUUUGACGAAGAAGAUGAGUAUGCUCCAGUGGUGGUGAAUUUGGAUGAAGGAGUAUUUUGAUCUUACUUGAGAAUGUAGUUGUCUAUGAAUAUACAAGAGACAUAGAUUGUUGUGUUGUAUGUAGUUUCAAUCAACCACCAGCCUUACUCUUCAAAUUAACAGACAAGCUCGUGCAUGUUGAUAUUGUGAUUUAUUUAGUGAUUAACUUAUUUUGCAACUGAAA